Molecule: messenger RNA, 3520 nt
Organism: Cladocopium goreaui
Lineage: Eukaryota; Dinophyceae; Suessiales; Symbiodiniaceae
Source: the annotation of a GenBank genome assembly
AUGAAGUUGGUACUUGUGGUGUGCCUGGCGUUGAACGCCUUCCAGUCAGAUGCUGCCUCCCUUCGCAGAAGUGGCCGAAGUAAGUUGACCUUCAUCGAGGAGCAGAUGACCAUGCAGAUGAAGCUCAUGAUGCCUGAGAAAUCAACGUUGAACAACAUUGAGGCAUCAGUUCUUAAUAUGGCUCGUGCCAAGAAGAAGCAAAGCAGUGGUGGAUCCAACCUGACCGCAUUCCUGGAUCAGAUCCAGGCCUUGCUGGAGGACACCAUGAAGAAGAACAUCCUGCAGCGUAAGGAGCAGACCCAGUAUGAUCUCGAUGGUUCCUACGCCAAUCUCAGCACCUGCACCCAUCCCAAUGAUACCACCCUGGUGAACACCAUUGCAGAGCUGGAUGAAGAGCAUGUGAAGUGCCGUGGGGAGCAGGAUGUGAUGUGGUCUGACUACGAUAGCACCUGCAUCGUUGCGCGUCAGAUCUUUGAGAAUGAGAGGAAAGCCCUUUGCGAUGCAUAUGAGCAAGCCCGGGUUUUUCCAGCUCCCGCCACCACAUGCGUCAUGAACGAGGGUACUCCAGUUCCGACCAUCGGUCACUACCUGAUCGAUAUGGAGAAGUACUUCUCUGACGCAUAUGAUGCGCUUUACCUGAAGAAACAAAGAUGUGACAUUGCCAUGGCCACGCCCUUCCCGAACGAGGAGCUCUGUGGGCACAAGAUUUGCCAGUACUAUGAUAAAGAGAUCGAGUGCGACAAGAAACAAGAAGCCUUUGAGUUGCCAGCAUGUGAUGGUCACAAGAAGUACACUUGCGGUCACUACACUGACUGCUAUGCUGAGAAGAAGGAUGUCUACGACAGCGUCGUGACUCUUGCUCAAGAAAAUGAAGUGGCGAACAAGGCCGAGUGGCGAGCUGUGCUCAGGAUUGAGUGUUUCAUCAACGCACUCCGGGAAACGGAAGAUGAGCUCGAAGCUGCCAUUGAUGCCUGCCGGGCCAAGACCUUCAGUACGGCUCCUGUGGAGCUGAAGUACCAUGGUGCCGCUCCAGCCGCACGAAGCUGCACUGAGGUGUAUUUGCAGCCGGGCUCUGCGGUGUUCUCCAGCGCUUGGUACGCUGGACUGUCCACAGCCACUCCUGCUGCCAGCUGCGCAUCCGCGUGCUGCAUGGCUGAGGAGUUCAACCCCGGAUACCCCGCAGGAGCUAAUUGUCCUUACGUCCACGGCGCCGCCGGGGCGAACUUGGUGGAUGCCGCCACCACCACAGAGUCGACCACCACCACCACGGAAUCCACCACGACCACCACGCUGGCCAGUGGUGGCCGCCGCGGAUUCCGGCACGUGCGAGGAGUGGCGCUGGACAUUUCCGUUCUGUAUAAAGCUUCGCAGCCAACUUUUGCGGAAUCCUAUUUUGUUGUGGAAAGUUUGUUUCAGAGACGCCUCUAUCCCUCCUUUGCCCCGGUGGAAUGGCAUUGGAUGGAAGAAACAGACGAGACAAGCCUGGGCAAGCUUCUGGACAGUAUGCUUGCCAGAGUCCGUGAAAAGACAGCAACCGUUCUAUUGACAGUAGAUGAUGCUCUAUGGUUCAACGAUUUUAAUGCUGCAGCUGCAAUGCAGCUGCUGAAGAGCGACAAUCGAAUCUAUUCCGUCCAUGCGAAGCUGUGUCCACGCAUUGAGUAUGCGCAUCCCAACGACAAGUUCAUGAGAGUUCCACCUUUCAGCCAUUUCAGCCUUCAUCAGUCCACUGAUUCCAAGGAGGAAGGUGAGAAAAUCAGCCCUGACUUGCUGGUUUUUGAGCGGGAGAAAGGAGAGUACGAUUGGAACUAUCCAUGGGAGUUGAGUGCAUCGUUGUAUCGCUUGGAGUCAGUAGAGGAGGUCAUCCAGGCGAUCAGAUCCGAGUUUGGUUCUGGUGCCGUGGACCAUCCAAAUCACCUUGAGGGAUAUGGUGUCCGGCUGCUGAAGCAGCAGAAGUUGCCGUCUGCCAAAUCCUCCAAGUACUGUGCGUGUGUGACAGAUCCGGUGGUAAAGGUGGUCACCGUCAACCGGGUGCAGAGCUUGUUUGACAAUCCAGUCUAUUCACAGUCAGAUGGUUCUGAGAUUUCCGUGGAUGAGCUGGACCAAGUGCUGCGUUACGCCCUGCUACAGGCUGGCCUGGCAGAUGGUGAUGCGGCCGCAGAUGUCCUGGCGCAGAAGCUGCAGGGCUCUGACGGCUGGUGGAAAUCAUAUUUGAAAGGUGUCGAAACUCUGGAACUUCAACCUUGGACCCGGAACUUUGAUUUGAGUCGCCAGUGGCCGCCAAAUCUUCUCAACCGGGUGGCCAUGAUGUAUUCAACCACAUAUUUGGAUAGCGUUCAUGUGCCUUUGCCAUGCACUAUGGUGAACAUGGUGGCCAUGGUGGCUAUGGAUUGGACCAGCCCUGACUUUCAGCAUCCAAUUGUCUCUUGGCUGAUGCCUGUCAAGGACACCCCGUCGAAAUGGUUGGAUCUGGCGCUUGACAGCAUCGAGCGACAAGAGGGGAUGGUUCCCGGAAGUUGGGAGUUGAUCGCGGUGGAUGAUGGAUCUUCCCAGGUUGAAACCAAAGAAACCUUGGCGGCAUGGUCCAAGAGGCCAUUUAUUCAGGUGAUUGAGGGCCUGGCCACUUCUGGAAUCGCGGCUGCACUGAAUGAGGGCUGGAAGAGAUGUCGUGGGAAAUACGUGGUGCGUUUGGACGGGGACGAUUGUGCCCAUCCGCAGCGUUUGAAGAAACAGAUUGGGUUCUUGGAAAACCAUCCAUCCAUCGCAGUUCUCGGUGGUGGCUUCUGCACCUUCGAGGACGGUGAUCCUCGAAGCCUUCCGGCAUCGUCGUUGAAGAGAUAUCGCAUGCCGUGUCAUCCAAUCCUGACCAGAUGGCGGAUGAUUUUUUCCUGCUCCUUGGCGCAUCCUUCCGUCAUCUUCCGGCGGUCGGUCUUCGACAACGGGAACAGUGGACCAUAUCCGGAAGGAAGGGAAGCAGAAGAUCAUUGGUGUUGGCUAUCCUUAGCCCUGGAGCUACCUAUCGCAAACCUGGCAGACGUGCUAAGUUUCCUGCGUCGCCAUAGAGGCUCCAGGAGUUCUCAGGCCGCUGAAGCCCUGCAGAACUCGUCCUUUCAGGCGGUGCAGAGUUUUCUUCGAAGCUUUCAGCUGGAAUUGAAGGAAGAAGAUGUGAAGGUCUUGUGGGGCAAGGCGAAUGCAGAUUCUGCAGAACAGGUGGAUAGAGUUUCGAAGGCCCUGGAUACACUGGAAGCGGCAUUCUUGAACAUGGUCAGGACGGGCACCACUCCGAAUGGCCAGCACUUUGCGGAGGGCUUUGAUGAAGACUUUCUGAAAUCGAGAAGGGCGGCCUUGGUGGAUUAUGUUACCUCAUCCUGCAGCCGGUUGAGAGGUGGCCGUGCAAUCUUUGGCCUCGGGUGAGGUGGACGUGGGUGCUGCGAUGAUGAAGCACUGGCUGAAGGGCGGCGAUGCUGGUCUGAAGAGCUUGGGCGCCUUAAUCCAAUCCGGCUACUCGACACAGUGACGCGCC